This is a messenger RNA of Parastagonospora nodorum SN15, 228 nucleotides long. RefSeq lists its product as hypothetical. The transcript has a single exon. Bases 1 to 228 code for a protein of 75 amino acids. The record is from RefSeq and is a predicted model, not a curated record. NCBI's taxonomy places the organism in Eukaryota, Fungi, Ascomycota, Dothideomycetes, Pleosporales, Phaeosphaeriaceae.
AUGGACGACAAAAUCCUCACCCCAAGCCGGCGCUCAAACCCCGAAACGGUCUCCGCUCAGUCCUACCGCGCUCAAGAGACGAGCGAGAUGCGCCGGUGGGCAGAAACCCUCAAGCUCAACAAGCCGAUCCCCCGGGAUGUUUUGCCGCUGCUAGCCAAGGACGGCGCCAAACAGCUGGAGAUUGUGAUGAAACACAUGCAUAUUGGAAAGCAGGAACAGCACGAGUAA